AUGGCUGAGUUGGCCGGCGCUAACCUCUCGGCCUCUGGCCUCCAGAACCCCAUAUCCAUCGAUGGUAUUGUCUAUGGCGUGGAAUCGCCGCAAAUGACUGAGUUUAUGGCACCCGGUCUUAUAUCAAUGGCCAUAUUCUUCGCUGCGAUGGCAUUAACUGCAAUCACAUUAGUGUUGGAGCGAAAGGACGGGGUAUUUGAGCGGACACUAGUGGCCGGUGUUAAGACAUUUGAG
This is a messenger RNA of Medioppia subpectinata, 234 nucleotides long. NCBI's taxonomy places the organism in Eukaryota, Metazoa, Arthropoda, Arachnida, Sarcoptiformes, Oppiidae. The record is from the annotation of a GenBank genome assembly.